UCGUGUGUUUACGUGGAGAAACAUGGCGGCUGCUGUGACAGCAGCACAGCCCGAAUAAAACACAGAGUAAAACACACAGCCGAUCACGCAGGUUGACCGUCCGAUGCCAGCAGCCCGCGCUCUUUAGGCGGGUGUGUGUCUCUGUCUGUCUGUGUGUGUUUGUGCCGCUUUUAUGACGCUCGUGUGUCCGUGUUUAAGCCGCAGGAACCGCACAGAUGAUGGAAGACGAGGAGCGACAGAGAAAACUACAGGCCGGCAAAGCCAAGCUGGCCGAGUACCGGCAGAGGAAAGCUCAAUCUGAUGGACAGAAGAAGAAGAAGAAAAAGAAGAAGCCGGAGCUGGAGCCGACUGAGGGAGAGUCUGCCAAUACGGUGUUUUCUGUCUCCAAAACUCUGCGCAGUGGAGAAACCGUCACUCAUGACCAGACCUACACCAUCGAGCUGUCGGAGGAGGACUGGAGCCGCAGGUUGGAGCAGCUGCGGGACGAGCUGGACGAGAUGUACGGGCAGCAGAUCACGCAGAUGAAGCAGGAGCUGCGCCUUCAGCAUGCAGCAGAGGUGCAGCGGCUGCAGGACAUGCAGAGCUCGGAAACAGAGAAGAUCAUCCUGCAGCAUCAGGCGGAGCUGGAGCGCUUCAGAGGACAGCUGUACCAGAGCACCGGCGGAGUCAAUGUGCUGAACGUCAAGAUGAUCGAGCUCCAGCAGAAACUGCAGGAGACGCAGGUGCUGCGGGAGAAAGCGGAGCAGGAGCUGACGGAGCUGCGGGAGGAAAAACGGCAUCUUCUGGAGAAGCUGGAGCAUCUGAAAGCAGAUCUACAGUCCUCAGAUCAUCUGCGUGCUGCCAUGAGUGACCUGCAGAUGAAGCUGGAUGAAGCGCUGAAGGAGAACACCAGCAUUAAUGCUGAACAUGAGUCUGAAGUCACCAAUUAUAAGAUCAAACUGGACAUGCUGGAGCGGGAGAAAGACGCAGUGCUGGACCGCAUGGCUGAAUCACAGGAGGCUGAGCUGGAGCGCCUGCGCACACAGCUGCUGUUCAGCCAUGAAGAAGAGCUAACGCGACUCCGAGAAGACCUGCAGAUGGAGAACCAGCUCAACAUAGAAAACCUGCGCGACGAAAUAAACACCAAACACCAGCAGGCCAUUCACGAGCUGCAGAAUCAGCUGAGCGAUGCGCUAAAGAACAUGCGCGAAAAAGAGUCCGAACUACAGCAGAACAUCCAGCAUCUCAGCACAGAGAACACACACCUCCAUCAGGAGAUCGAGAAGCAGAAAAACACCUUCUCCUUCGCCGAGAGGAACUUCGAGGUCAACUAUCAGGAGCUAAAGGAGGAGUACACAUGUCUGGCUAAUGCUAAGCUGCAGCUUGAGGAGCGUUUGGCUAAGGGUAGCAUGCAGGCUAAAGCUAACGGCGCUGUGGAGAAGCACAGCACUGAGCUGAUGGAGAAGCUGGAGAAGGAGAACAAGAGUCUCUCAGAGCGGAUUAUUAUUCUGGAGCGAGAGCGCGCCGUGCAGACGCAUCACAUGCACAGCAUCAGAUGUGCGCGCGCGGACGACACGCACACACACUCUCUCACACACACCGAUGCGCAGGAUCAUCCACUCGCAGCUCUGCCGCCGCAGCAGCUGACCAGAGGAGAUGUUCAGACUGAUGGAGUGUGUGUGAUGCAGCCGCUGGAGAUGGACGGCGCUGAACAUGAUGAGGAGUGUGUGUCAGAUGAUGCGCAGCGCUGGUCUGAGGUCAGUGAUGGUGUGCAGGAUCAUCAGCGGCGGCUGGAGGAGCACAUCGCGAAGGUGAUCGUGCAGAUGUCGGUGGAGUUCGCGCAGCAGACCGAACACGAGCGAAUCAGCAAACAGACCCGCGAGACGAGCACCGGCAUGCAGACGGAGAACAGCGGACAGGAAGAGGAAGAAGAGCACAGGUGGACAUCUGAGAAGAGAGAGCAGGAGCUGCAGCAGAUGAAGGACAGAGAAGACGACACUGAGAAACAACAUCUGUUUCCUCACAUGCAGAGCUGCAGCACACAGACACAGCAGAAAGAUGAGGAGGAGGAGGCGGCGGAGGUCAGAGGUCAUGGGCGGAGUGUGACAUCAUCACAGCCGUCUGGAGAAGAGCCAGAGCUGUCGUCUGAUGACAUCAUCACUGAGAGGGAUGGUCUGCGUCUGGUGAACGCUGGUCUCCGUCGGGUACUGAUGGAGGUGCUGAAGACCACAGCGGCGGCGGAGCAGACCAUCGGCACUCAUGUGGAGGCCAUACUGGAGGCGUCCAGCAGAGGGCAGCAGAGCAACACCGAUGCGUCCUCAGAGGGUUUUCUCAGCCGUGAUGUGGCUGCAGACCGACUCCGCAUGUUUUCUGCUGACACUGAGAUUGAUGAAGGCCUGGAGACAUCGCUGAAGGACCAAGGGGCGGAGCUACAGCUGCAAGAGGCGGAGCUACAACUUGAGAGGGAGGAGUUUCAGACGAGCAUCAGCACACGCCUGCAGAGCGCCGUGGAGAAACUGCUGAUCGCCAUCACUGAGACCAGCACUCAGCUGGAGCAUGCGCGCAUCACGCAGACCGAGCUGUUGAGGGAGAAGUUCAGACACAAUGAGGAGAUGGAGGAGCUGCUGCGCCGUCAGGAGGAGCUGCAGGAGCGAGUGUGUGAAGAGGAGAGAGCCAGAGAACAGCUGGCCCUGGAGCUGCACAGAGCUGAAGGGCUAAUCGACGGCUACAGUGAUGAGCGGCGUGCUCUGGAGCAGCAGGUGUGUGAGCGUGCGGAGCUGCAGCUGCAUCUGGAGCAGGAGCUGCAGGUCACCAGCACACGGCUGCAGGAGCUGGAGCAGGAGAGAUGCAGCCUGCUGGAGCACACUGAGCUGAUGAGCCGACAGCGGGACGCCAUGAGGGACAGCGCUGGAGGAGGACCAGAGCUGCGACUAGUAGAGGCUGCUCUUGAUGCAGCUCCUGAAGCAGACCUGCUGGAGGAGACGGAGAAGCUGCUGCAGGAGAAGGUGGAGGUGCAGCGUCAGGCGCAGAAGCAGAGCUCGGAGCUGCAGGCGCAGGUCAAGCAGCUGGAGGCGCAGCUGGAGGAGCAGCAGAUGCGCUUGCAGGAGCAGCAGGAGCUCCAGCGCAGCCAGGAGGAGGACCUGCAGCAGCAGAUACAGGCGCUGGAGAAGCAGACGGAGAACCACCGACGCUUCAUUGACGAGCAGGCCGCAGACAGAGAACACGAGAGAGACGUUUUCCAGCAGGAGAUCUUCAACCUGGAGCAGCAGCUGAAGAAUCCCACCAAAACACAGACAGGAAGUGAGCGGCGGGACAGAGAGGUGCAGGAGUUGAGCGCGGCGCUGCAGGAGAAGUCGGACCGCUGCAGUGAGCUGCUGCUGAGCUCUGAGCAGCUGCAGAGAGAUGUGAAGGACAGAGAAGAGGAGAUCCAGACGCUCGCCGCGCGCGUACACCAGCUGGAACACACACUCAUGCAUGAGGUUCAGGAGGUCCAGCAUGUGUCUAUGGCGGGUCGAGUUGACGUCACACUGGAAGCGCAGCUGCAGACUGAGAGAGAGGCGCUCGACAGGAAGGAGAAAGAAAUCGUGAACCUGGAGGAGCAGCUGGAGCAGUUUCGAGAGGAGCUGGAGAACAAGAGCGAGGAGGUGAACCAGCUCAACAUGCAGCUGCAGAUCCAGAGCAAGGAGAUCAGCAGAUACCAGCAGGAGCUGCAGACGCACAACACGCUAACACAGGUUUUGGAGGAGAAGGAAAGGCAGAUAUCUGUCCUAAAUCAGCAGAUCAGUAAACGCCAGCACGCGGGAACACACCCUGAGGAAGAGGCGGUAGAGCAGAAGGACGAGGCUCUGGGCGAGAUGGAGGCGCUGGUAGAGUGUCUGAAGAGCGAACAGCAGCGUCUGAAGAAGGACAACGAGGACGAGGUGGAGCAGCUGAACGCCGUCAUCGAGAAACUCCAGCAGGAGCUGUCGCACAUCGAGGCUCGAGACGACCACGAGGAGAUGAAGCAGAGGGUGGAUGAGCUGACCAGCGAAUGCAAUACAUUACGCCUUCAAUAUGAACAACUGCAGGAGGAGACCAGAGAUCAUGAGGAGAUGAGGAAGAAGGUGGAGGAGCUGAUGAGUGAAUGCAGUUCUCUAAACCUCCAAUAUAAUCAACUUCAGGAGGAGACGAGAGAUCAUGAGGAGAUGAGGAAGAAGAUUGAGGAGCUGACAAUUGAAUGCAACUCUUUACAACUCCAAUAUAAACAACUUCAGGAGGAGACGAAAGAUCAUGAGGAGAUGAAGCAGAGGAUGGAGGAACUGACAGCUGAAUCAAACGCACUACGCCUGCAAUGUGAACAAGUGCAGGUGGAGACGAGAGAUCCAGAGGAGAUGAAGCUGAAGAUGGAGGAACUGACCAAUGAAUCCAAUACACUACAACUUCAAGAUGAACAACUGCAGGGAGGGACGAGAGAUCAUGAGGAGGUGAAGAACAUGGAGGAACUGACAACUGAAUGCAAUUCUCUGCGCCUUCAAUGUGAACAACUGCAGGAAGAGACGAGAGAUUAUAAGGAGAUGAAGCAGAGGGUGGAGGAACUGACCAAAGAAUCCAAUGCACUACGCCUUCAAUAUGAACAACUGCAGGAGGAGACGAGAAAUCAUGAGGAGAUGAAGAAGAAGAUGGAGGAACUGACCAAUGAUUCCAAUGCACUACGCCUUCAAUAUGAACAACUGCAGGCGGAGACGAGAGAUCAUGAGGAGAUGAAGCAGAAGGUGGAGGAGCUGACGACUGAAUGCAAUUCUCUGCACCUUCAAUAUGAACAACUUCAGGAGGAGACGAGGGAUCACGAGGACAUGAAGAAGAAGAUAGAGGAGCUGACCAAUGAAUUCAAUACUCUACGCCUGCAAUAUGACCAACUGCAGGAGGAGACCAGAGAUCACGAGAAAAUGAAGUUGAAGAUGGAGGCGGUGACGACUGAAUGCAAUACGCUACGCUUACGAUACGAGCAGUUGCAAGAGGAGACAAGGGAUCAUGAGGAGAUGGGUAAGAAGAUGCAGGAGGUGUCCAAUGAAUCCAAUACACUACGCCUUCAAUAUGAACAACUGCAGGCAGAGAUGAAAGAUCACGAGGAGAUGAAGCAGAAGAUGGAAGGCAUGACGACAGAGAGAGACUCUCUGCAUCUCCAAUAUGAACGCCUCCAUCAGGAGACUCUUCUGGAGCUGCAGGAGGCGCUGCGGGAGAAAACCGCAGCGUCUGUGGUGAUGCAGGCUCAGGUGCAGGCGCUGGAGGAGAGCGCAGCCGCCAGGGUCGACAGUCUGAGCCGGCGGGUAGAGGAGCUGCAGGAGUGUGUGGAGGAGAAGGACCGGGAGCUCCGAGCCUGCAGGAUGAGGGUGGAACAAGCUCAAACUGAUGCCCACGGACUGUACGAUAAAGUGGCUCAGCUUGAGGACAAUCUCAGGGAGAAAGUGGCUGCCGUUUUGGUCAGUCAAGCACAACUGGAAGCCGUUCAGACGCAAACCAAAGAGCUCCACGCUGAGGCUAUAGUAGGCUCCGGAACACAGCUGCAAGAGGGCAUCUGGAUGCAGGAUGAUCUAAUGGCACAGGUGGGCCUCAGGGUGCAGAAGAGCCUCAGGAUGCAGGAGGAUUUCACUGUGCAGGAGGGCCUUGAGGUGCAGGAGGGUCGAACGACGCUGGAGGGCCUCACAGUACAGGAGGGUCUCACAAUGCUGCCGGGCCUCACAAUGCAGGAGGGCUUCAGGGCGCAGGCUAAAGCCUCUGGAGGGAAGGUGAACUUGCUGACGGAGAAGCUGAAGGAGCUGGAGGAGGGCUUGAUUGUCAUGCAGAAGGACCAGGAGUUGCAGAAGGAGCUGUUGUGUAGCUCUGAGGAGGAGGUGAUGGAGUAUGAGAGCAGGUUAUCCGUCAUGAUGGACCUGCUCAGCCAGAUGAAAACCAAACCCAGCGCUCUCAGACCACUGCCGUCGUCUCAGGGGUCAGCUGAGGUCAGGCUGGAGCUGCAGGAGGUUAAAGAUAAAUCUGCACUCAUUGAAGUGGAUCUCGGCAUCUCCAGACUCCAGGAGGAGAUACAGAUGAAGGAGAGCAUGAUCGCUCAGCUCCAGACUGCUCUCAGAGAGGCCUCAUCGGGCCCCAGUGGAGCCGCCGAGACCCCUGAACUGAUCCAGGAGCUGCAGGAGGUCAAAGGUCGCGCAGCCUCCACACAUCAGGAACUGCAGGAGGUCAAAGGUCAGCUGGAGGAGGUCAAAGGUCAAAGCGCUCAUCUGGAGGAGCUGCUGCAGGACAGAGAGAUGAGUCUGGCUCUGCUGAAGGAUCAGCUAAACCGGGUCUCUCAGGAUGCAGAUCAGCCGAUGGCGGAGCUGCUGCAGGAGCUGCUGGAAGUCAGAGGUCAAGCCGCAUCGGCCAACGAGGAUCUGAUCUGCUGCAGGGAGAAGAUCAGUCAGCUGCAGGAGGAGAUUCAGAUAAGAGACGCCUCCAUCACUGAGCUCAGGGUCAAAGUUCAGGAGCUGCAGGAGAGUUCAGCCCAAUCCACCGAGCGGCAACAACCCAAAAACCCAGCAGAGGGACACGCAGAGGGCAGAGAGCAUCCUGGGACUGAUGUCACAAAGCAUCCUGGGAUUGAUGUCAGAGAGCAUGCUGGGAUGGAUCUCCGAGAGCAUGCUGAGAUAGAUCUGCAGGAGCAUGCUGGGAUGGAUGUCAGAGAACAUUCAGGGAUGGAUCUGCAGGAGCAUAUCUGUGGUUUGCAGCAGAAGAUCCAGCAGAUGCAGGAGCUCCACGCGGCUGAGAUCAUGGACAUGGAGACCAGACACAUCUCCGAGAGCGAGAGUCUGCGGCGGGAGAACCAGCAGCUGGAGGAUGAGUGCCGUGCACUCAGAGACGCCAUACACACACUCUCACACACACAGGGUCCAGCGGUGCGGUCGGAGCGUCCUGCAGUCUCUCCAUUUAAAGACGGAUACACCAGUGACAGUAGUUCAGAAUGGAGUCAGCGCACUGGUCUGGAUCACACACUCCUGCAGCAGGAGAUGCGCAGCACACCGGAAGGGGCGCGCCGGGACGCGGAGCCCGACGUCCUGCCUGACAGGAUCAAGAAUCUGCUGCGUGAGGUGCAUCAGGAGGGCAUGCAGGUGCUGUCGCUGUCUGAGCUGCCCCUCGGCGAAGUGGAGCGAGAGACACACACACGCGCGCACACACACACCUGGAGUGCAGAGAGAGAGAGAGACGCAUUCUGCAGCGCUGUGGAGACGCUCAAGAGCCUGAUCAGCAGACUGCAGAGUGACACACAGGCUGCUGGAGACUGGCGCUCUGAGCUGCUGUCAGUGGUCCAGCAGGUGUUUGUGCGUGAGCGAGAGCUGCUGAAGAGUGUGUUAUUCGCUCAUCUGGAGCGUCUGGACUCUGCUGAUGCGCUCAUUCACCUCAACCAGCUGGAGAGAGCGCUAGCGGAGCAGGACGUGCAGCACCGAGAGGCGAUGGGAGUUUUGUACUCUGCGGACAGAAGCAGCCUGUGCUCCGAGAUCCAGCAGCUCCGAGAUCAGCUGCACACACUCACAUCUGAACACACACACGCCAGCGGAAUGCUGAGCUCUGAUAGGCUGGAGGAGAGGCUGCUGAGCUCUGAUAGGCUGGAGGAGAGGCUGCUGAGCUCUGAUAGGCCGGAGGAGAGGCUGUUGAGCUCUGAUAGGCUGGAGGAGAGGCUGCUGAGCUCUGAUAGGCUGGAGGAGAGGCUGCUGAGCUCUGAUAGGCUGGAGGAGAGGCUGCUGAGCUCUGAUAGGCCGGAGGAGAGGCUGUUGAGCUCUGAUAGGCUGGAGGAGAGGCUGCUGAGCUCUGAUAGGCCGGAGGAGAGGCUGCUGAGCUCUGAUAGGCCGGAGGAGAGGCUGUUGAGCUCUGAUAGGCUGGAGGAGAGGCUGCUGAGCUCUGAUAGGCCGGAGGAGAGGCUGCUGAGCUCUGAUAGGCUGGAGGAGAUGAAGUCUGAACUGAACCACACUAAACUAGAGCUGGAGAGCGCUCUGAACACACAACACACACACCUGAGGGAGCUUGACACACUCAGGUCGGAGGUCUCUCUGCGAGUCAGUGAAGUGGACACACUGACAGACCGGCUGGCGGAGGAGCAGAAGAGAGGCCGAGAGCUGCAGUGGGCGCUGGAGAAGCAGAAGCACCGGCUGGACAGGAAGGAGGAGGCCGACAGAGAGGAAGUAGAGGAGCUCAGACUGGCUCUAGAGGAGCAGCGCAGCCGUGUGUCUGAGCUCUCCAUCUCUCUGGAGCAGCAGAAGCAGAUCUCAGAUCAGCAGAGAGAAAUACAGCACAGCGACGUCUCUGAGCUGCAGGUUCAGUUAGACGCUCAGAGGGCUCGAUGCGCAGAGCUCAGCGGCGCUCUAGAGAAGGAGAAACAGCUCAACACACAGCUGAUCCAGCGCUUCCAGAGCGGCUCCUCAACACACACACUGCCUUCUGGGACGCAGAACACACUCCUGGAGGCCGAAGCCACCUGCAGCCAGGUGGAGGCCGGAGUGGAGUCGGUGGAGUCUCUGCUGCAGACGCUGCAGUCUCAGCUGAUGGAGAAGCAGACGCAGGUGGUGCAGAUGAUGGAGGAGAUGGAGAAGCAGCAGCUGGAGGCGCUGCAGCACAGAAGACAGAGCCAGGAGGAGAGAUCCGCCCUCGCCCGCACCGCGGCUGAGCACCAGAGCGCCCUGCAGACGGCCCGCGAGAGCCUGAGAGAGAUGCAGAGUCAGCUGCAGGCGGAGAGAGAGAACGGCAGGAGGAUGGAGACGGAGAGAGAGAAACUGCAGGAGACGCUCACACUGCUGGAGGACAGACUGCACAGCCACACCGCGCGAAACCACGAUGGGCAGCCGGUGGAUGGAACCCGUGACUGGGUGUUGCAGCAUGAGCCGGCGAACACUCUAAAUCUGGAGUCCACCUGUGUGCAGCAGACCAGCGCGGACCCCAAACACAUGGAGAAAAGCUCUGACCCCAAACACAUGGACCACAUCCUCAGCAGACUGCAGCUCAUCGCAGCCAAGAUCAACAGCCUAACCAGCCAGAGCCCACACAGGUUACCUGGAGAAGGGCCAGACCGGGACAGUCUGGCAUGGCUGCACAGUAAUGUACAGGAUGUGAUGUCACUGUUACAGCAUAUCCCAUCAGCCCCUUCUGCCCUUCCAGAGAGUGUGUCUCUGCUGUCUGCGGGCUCCUGCUCUCUCUUGAAUGAGCGUUUGCUCCGUCAGAACGCAGAGCUCACAGGAUUCGUCAGUCGACUGACCGAGGAGAAGAACGAGCUGCGCAACCAGAUCCUGAAGCUGGAGGACGAGCUGCGCAGAUACCGACAGCACAGGGACAACACCCACACCGCGUGGAGCAGGUCUGCUGUGGGCCGUCAGGAUCUCCUCUUGUCCUCCAGCGAGCGCGAGUCCUGGGCUCAGGAGAGGAAUAGUCUGCAGAAGUCUCUCCGCCAGACUGAAGCGGAGCUGAACCGUGUGAGAUCAGAGCUGCGCUGCGACACGCUGAGAGACCUGAGCUCUGCUGAUCCGGACAACACUGCGCUGAAGAGGAUGUAUGGGAAAUACCUGCGCGCCGAGAGCUUCCGCAAGGCUCUGAUCUACCAGAAGAAGUACCUGCUGCUGCUGCUGGGGGGCUUCCAGGAGUGUGAGGACGCCACGCUGACCCUGAUCAGCCACAUGGGGGCGCUGCCGGGACACUGCAGCCCACACACACAGCAGCGCAGGGGGAUCACACGCUUCAGAUCCGCUGCACGCGUCUCCAUCGCACUGUCCAGGAUGAGGUUUCUGGUGAAGCGCUGGCAGCGAGCGUCAGGAGGAAGCACAACACCGCAGAUCCUCAGCAGAAACGGCCUCGCACACGGCACAGGUGCUGAUGUGAGGAACGAGUCUUCUUUUCUGAGUCCCGCUGCUGUAGAGUUGUACAGAGACAGAAGAGCCACGAGCCGCGGCCGCACGGGACGAGAGUCUCCGAGAUCUGCAGCCUCCGUCCAGCACAGAUUUGUGGGUGUGCCCGGUGAGGCGGGGGGUUUGUCGUGUUCACACCUGCAGAACUAUGACCCGGACCGAGCGCUGACCGACUACAUCAGCCGCCUGGAGGCCCUGCAGAGGAGACUGGGCAGCGUACAGUCGGGCUCCUCCUCGUACGCUCACUUUAGCGUCAGAAGAUAAAGCUCCUCAUCUCCAUCAUGCUGUCUUGAAGAGACCGGUUGCCUUCUCGUGCUGAGCUGCUGUGCUUUCCUCUUCUCGCUCUGCACACCAUCACACCCGUGGGACCAAAAACAGGCUUUUCUCUUGCUUUCCUUCAUUUUCAGUUGUGUAUCCUCGUAUAAUCCAGCUUUGCGUUGGCGCUUCAGCGUCUGUACAUGACUCUACUUUCUUUGUGGUUAAUGGAGAUCAAUCGAGCUGUUACUGUAUAUUUGUGGAAUGCUAAUUUAAGUUGAUUAAUUUAAGAAGCGUUGGUGACGGAGAACCGAACGGCUGCUAUCUGACUCUGGAGAACACCGAUGCUGCUGCGCCACACUAGCGUUAGCGACACGCGUGUGCUUUCAGACUCGACACACUGUGUUUUACUGCUCGCUCGCGUCAGAGGACAUUUGUAGACAUAUUUUUGUAAAGGUAGGAGCUUCGGAUUUUAUGGGUAUUUUGUCAAAACUGAAAUAAAGAUUAAUAUAAUAUUUAAA
Messenger RNA from Danio rerio (zebrafish), 10651 nucleotides. The record is from RefSeq and is a predicted model, not a curated record. NCBI's taxonomy places the organism in Eukaryota, Metazoa, Chordata, Actinopteri, Cypriniformes, Danionidae.